AUGGGAAAUGGGACGAACCAUCUAGUGAAUCCCUCCCUCUCCAGCAGCAUAACAAAUACUUUUGUUGGCAUUGGUUCUAGCACCGUUGCUGUCAACAAUUCCAAAGGCUUCCGUAUUGGACAGACCGUCUUUGUCAACCGGGCUGCUACGGCUAAGUGGAUCAGAGACAACGGCAUGGCAGACCUUGUCCGCGAUGGAAAGCCACAGAUCUGGAUUGGUGUUGGUGCGCUUAUACAGCAGCCUCGCGUAAUUGAGUCCAUAUCUGGAAACAACAUUACGCUCACCGUUCCCUUGACCGACGCCCUCGACAAGGAGUACAUGAGCCCCUACCUAUCCGAGUACACGCCUCCGCCAACCUCCGCCGAGAUUGGCAUGGAAGAUUUCUCCAUAACGCUCUCACCCACUUGCUCUGGAGUAGCUCUCAACAAUGAGACUUGCACCGCGCCCGCCAUAUCCAUCUCCCCUUGGACCUUCGACAGCUACAUCCGCCGCGUCAACAUCGCGGGGUUCAACAACUUCAUCGAGGUACAGAGCAAUGCCAGCCGCAUCACCAUCUCCGAGGUAGGCAUUUACCGUGACCAAGACACCGACAACACGUCGGGAUACCCGGCAGACAUCUCCAUCAGAGGAUCGCAGGUGCUCGUCCAGGACAGCGGGCAGUAUGGCCUCGCCUCCGCCGCGGGCUUCGCCGUGAUCACCCAGAGCAGGGCCCCGGGGCCCAACGCGGUGGUCCGGCACGCCGCCCGUGGGACGAGACAGUCGCUCUACCCGCAUCACCGGUGGGCGCACGGAUUCCUCGCCGACGACAGCAGCGCACCGGUGGAGUUGGUGAACCGUGGAACAGCCGGGACCGGCCACGGUUGGGCCAUCAAUGCAGGCGUUGCAUGGAAUGUCAGGGGCGCAGCGAGGAUCCAGAGUCCACCGCUGGGGGUGAACUGGGGAAUUGGAGUCACUGGGUCCAUCACAGAGUCAAAUGGGACCUUGGUGAGCAGCGGAACUGCUGUUUCUCCGGCGAGUCUGUUCGACGCUCAGCUAGCACGGCGGAGGGGGAUGGUCAAGCAACGGGGAUCUGACCUUUUGCUUUGA
Molecule: messenger RNA, 1086 nt
Organism: Diaporthe citri
Lineage: Eukaryota; Fungi; Ascomycota; Sordariomycetes; Diaporthales; Diaporthaceae
Exons: 2
Coding region: 1-1086 (361 amino acids)
Source: RefSeq, a predicted model, not a curated record